Messenger RNA from Callithrix jacchus (white-tufted-ear marmoset), 7651 nucleotides. It is a transcript of the gene PCNX2, whose product is annotated as pecanex 2. The record is from RefSeq and is a predicted model, not a curated record. Gene Ontology annotation, cellular component: membrane. NCBI's taxonomy places the organism in Eukaryota, Metazoa, Chordata, Mammalia, Primates, Cebidae.
GAGCACGACGGGAAAAUCCUUCCUCCCUCGGACAUGGCGCUCACCUGCCCGGCGGCAGCAGCCGGCUCCGGCGCCGCGGUUCGCGGGUCCGGGCGUCAGAGCAGCCCCAGCUUCAGCCGUGGGGUGGAAGGAGGCGGCGGGGGCGACGGCGACGGCGGUGGCGACGGCGGGGGCGCGGCCCGCGGGCCCGGGUGUUAGACCUGAGGGAGCCCGGGGAGCCGGCCGGGGCGCGCAGGCUGCUCCAACCCCGGGGCGCAGCCGGCAUGGUGUCCCAGGUGCUGCAGCUGCUCCGGCAGGGCGUGUGGGCCGCGCUCACUGGGGGCUGGUACCACGACCCUGAACAGAGCAAGUUCACCAACAGCUGCCACCUCUACCUGUGGCUGUUCCUGCUGCUGCUGCCCCUGGCCCUGCACCUGGCUUUUCCUCCAAAUGCGAUCCUUGUAUUUUUCUACUGCAGUUCAGUGACUAUUUUCUUCACAAUCAUCAAAUUGGUCAGUUACCGCCUACACCUCAUGUUUGAUAAAGGAGAAGUAAUUCAGCAAAAGCCCUCCAGAAAGGAAGAAAAGCCAAGUAGAGACAAGGAGGCCAAAGGUGAACACACAACAAGUCACAAAAAUCCAAGCAAUAAUAGGCAGAUUCACAAUGGCAAAAAGGAAGAGGCCAAUCGAAACCUCUCCACGCCUCCCCUCCGCUGCAGCUCCAGAGGGCAAAGCAUAACCUCUCAUCGCUCUUCUGGGCCAUUGGAGUUGUCAGCACAGGAAACCGUAGAAGAUCUCAAAGGUGUCAUUCUAUCAGAAGACCAUCCCAUAGCACCAGUGUCAUCUACCUCACCUGGUAUCAAAAUGAAAAGCUUACCUGCUUCUCAAGCACACAUGCUGGAAACCUCGCCCAAGUCAGCAAUACCCGUAAAACCAGUUGCCACAGAAACUUUCAUUAGUGUUAAAAGAAAGGAAAGAGGAAGCAAGGGGCAGCCUCCUUUGCGCCACAGAUCUGAGGGUGGCUUAGUGGAUAAGGGUCCCUUGAAGAAGUUGCCCCACCUGUCUUUGUCUCAGUAUGACUUACUAGAAACAGAUGUUUCUUUUCAGCCAUGGGGGAGUGAGAAUUCAGUCCUGAUUCUGGAACCUGUCAGUCGUCCCCAGGGCUCCAUAAGGGAACAGGUGCAAAGCACUUCACCUCAGGAUAGCCUGAGCAGCAGCUGCCCUCAGUGUGACACCGUCGUGGCCAAGCCUGUGGAGGAGCCAGUGGACACAUCCUGCCAGGUGGAUACCUCCUGCCAGGUGGAUACCUCUUGCCAGGCAGAUACUUCCUGCCAGGCAGACACUUCCUGCCAGGUGGAUUUGCCCUUGAACCAGGAAUUAGACUCCUCAGAUGGUGAAGUAGCUGUUACUCUCAUCGAUACUUCUCAACCCGGCGACCCACUGAGUCUACAUGAACCCAUUAAAAUUGUUAUCACGAUGAGCAGUACUCCAAACUCCAUGACAGAUUUGGAAAGCCCCCUCCACCUGAAGGUGGUUGGCACAGAGAAGACCUGCUUAAAGUCUGGUGCUGAGCCAACUAACCAAAGGGUAGCCAGUUCUCCAAAUGCGGAGCAGAUCUCAAUUCCCGUGAUCACCCUGGACCUGCCUGAGGACGGGGGAGGCGGUAUUCCCUGUCCCGAAGGCCAGGGUAGCAAAAGGACUCCAGAGAGACUGAAGGCAAAGGUAUCCACCAAUCAGUGUUCUGGCUACGGAUCUGGGGAGGGGGAAAGUGCCACCAAGGAUCACAGUUCUUCCUCACGGGAACCCUGGGAAUCAGCAUCCCGGCUUACACCUGAUAUAGCUUCCGAGUCUAAGGUGGGGAAAGAAGGCCAGAUUAUACUUGACCCAUCAUCUUGUAAGUCCAGCAAUGAAAAGAGACAUGCCCGGGUGCUCAGUGUGGACAGUGGGACAGAUGUCUUCUUGAGUAAAAGUUCUGCAGAAAUUAUUAAUGAUAAAGAGAAAACAAUGCCAACUUCCAAAUCUGACCUAGAGGCUAAGGAAGGACAAAUACCAAAUGAGUCCAACUUCCUGGAAUUUGUCUCCCUGUUAGAAUCCAUUAAUACUUCCAAGGUGGCGGCAUCCAAUCAAUUGAAUGGCUCAGCAGAGCCGAAUGAAGAAAGUGGGCUUCUCCGAGAUAACUGUUCCCCGGAAAAAAAGGAGGAAGUCCUGGAGAAAGAAAAGCCCAGUGGACACAAUUCUAAGCAAGGAAAACCAGACUUGCAAAGUCAAGACCAUGCUAGUACCAGCCCCAUAUGCACUCAGCCUGCCAAGACCACGGCCUUUUUCCAGGGCAAUAGACAAAGACAGAUAAUCUACAGGGUAACUUCCCAACAAGAUAGUUCUGUCUUGCAAGUCAUCAGUGGGCCUGAAACGUCCGCACAAGAAGAGAUAUCUGUGGAUGCUAUGCAUGUCUUCAUUGAUGAACAUGGGGAAAUUAGAUCCUGUUAUUUAAAAUCUGGAAAUCAGAAAGAAGGCCCUUUACAACCUCUACCAUCAAAUUAUGACUGUCUCUCUCAGGCUCGAGAAAUGCAGGUCAGCUCCUCCAGUACCACAACUUCUGAGAGUCAAGAUCCAUCUUCUGGGGACCCUGCAGUCAGUGCCCUUCAACAACAGCUGUUAUUGAUGGUGGCUCGCAGGACCCAGUCAGAAACCCCCCGGCAUGUGAGUCAGGAUCUGGAAGACUCGUCAGGUUCUUCAACACGAGGAAAAUUUAACCGAGAGCAGUUUUACAAAUUUAUCAUCUUCCCUGGGAAGUGGGUUAAAGUCUGGUACGAUCGACUGACCUUGCUGGCGUUACUUGAUCGAACUGAAGAUGUCAAGGAGAAUGUGCUGGCAAUUUUACUCAUUGUCCUGGUUUCCCUCCUUGGAUUUCUGACCUUGAGCCAAGGCUUUUGCAAAGAUAUGUGGGUGCUCCUCUUCUGCCUUGUCAUGGCCAGCUGCCAGUACUCUCUGCUAAAGAGUGUUCAGCCUGACCCUGCCUCACCAAUACACGGACACAACCAAAUCAUAACAUAUAGCAGACCAGUCUAUUUUUGUGUGCUGUGUGGCCUUAUUUUGCUUCUUGAUACAGGGGCCAAAGCCAGGCACCCUCCCAGUUACAUGGUGUAUGGCCUGAAGCUCUUCUCUCCAGUGUUCCUACAAUCAGCUAGGGACUACUUAAUUGUAUUUUUAUAUUGCUUCCCUGCUAUUUCCCUCCUUGGGCUCUUCCCGCAAAUCAACACUUUCUGCAUUUAUCUUUUGGAGCAAGUUGACAUGCUGUUUUUUGGCGGUUCUGCUGUUUCUGGGAUAACCUCAGCUGUUUACAGCGUGGCCAGGAGCAUCUUGGCUGCCGCCCUGCUUCACCCAGUCUGCUUCAGUGCAGUGAAGGGUGUGCAUGGAUAUGGGCUACAUAUGAGAGAAAAGGCUGCACCUUCACAAAAAUCAUCAAUUAAAUACCCAGCACUGGAACCGUGGAGCACGCAACACAUCCCGGCACUGUUUUCAGCCUUCUGUGGCCUCUUGGUCGCCCUUUCUUACCAUCUGAGCCGGCAGAGCAGUGACCCAUCUGUGCUCAUGUCCUUCAUGCAAUGCAGACUGUUUCCUAAAUUUUUACAUCAAAAUCGGGAAGAGUCAUCUGCUGACCCUCUCCCCAAGAAGAUGAAAGAUUCAGUGAUGGAUGUCUUAAAAUGGGAUCUCAUUGUCUGCGCAGUGGUUGCUGUCCUCUCAUUUGCAGUCAGCGCCAGCACUGUAUUCCUGUCAUUGCGACCAUUUCUCAGCAUCGUGCUGUUUGCCUUGGCUGGCGCCGUGGGGUUUGUAACACAUUACCUGCUCCCUCAGCUCCGCAAGCAUCAUCCCUGGAUGUGGAUUUCACACCCCAUUCUCAAAAACAAAGAGUAUCAUCAACGGGAACUGAGAGAUGUCGCCCAUUUAAUGUGGUUCGAAAGACUCUAUGUUUGGCUUCAGUGUUUUGAAAAAUAUAUCUUGUACCCAGCGCUAAUUUUGAAUGCCCUCACUAUUGAUGCAUUUUCAAUAAGCAAUCACCGGAGACUUGGUACCCACUGGGACAUCUUUCUGAUGAUCACUGCUGGCAUGAAGCUAUUACGGACGUCAUUCUGCAACCCAGGUUACCAGUUUAUUAACUUGAGCUUCACUGUCAUCUUUUUCCACUUUGACUACAAAGAUAUUUCAGAGAGCUUCUUACUGGAUUUCUUCAUGGUGUCCAUUUUAUUUAGCAAGCUCGAGGAUCUGCUUCACAAGUUACAGUUCGUCCUGACAUACGUGGCUCCUUGGCAGAUGGCUUGGGGUUCUUCGUUUCACGUGUUUGCUCAGCUCUUUGCCAUUCCUCAUUCUGCCAUACUUUUCUUCCAGACGGUCGCCACAUCCAUCUUUUCUACCCCACUGAGUCCAUUUCUUGGGAGUGUCAUUUUCAUCACAUCCUAUGUCAGGCCAGUGAAAUUCUGGGAGAAAAACUACAACACAAGGCGAGUGGAUAAUUCCAACACAAGACUGGCAGUCCAGAUUGAAAGGGAUCCAGGGAAUGAUGACAACAACCUCAAUUCCAUUUUUUAUGAACACUUGACAAGGACCCUCCAGGAGUCCCUCUGUGGAGACUUAGUUCUUGGUCGUUGGGGCAACUACAGCUCUGGCGAUUGCUUUAUUUUGGCUUCAGAUGACCUCAAUGCCUUUGUUCACCUGAUUGAAAUUGGAAAUGGUCUUGUCACCUUUCAACUUCGAGGACUAGAAUUCAGAGGAACCUACUGCCAGCAGAGAGAGGUGGAAGCCAUCAUGGAGGGCGACGAGGAGGACAGAGGCUGCUGCUUCUGCAAACCGGGCCACUUGCCCCACCUGCUGUCCUGUAACGCCGCCUUUCACCUCCGCUGGCUCACCUGGGAAAUCACGCGGACCCAGUACAUCCUAGAGGGCUACAGCAUCCUGCACAACAACGCGGCCACCAUGCUGCAAGUGUUUGACCUCCGAAGGGUCCUCAUCCGCUACUACAUCAAGAGUAUAAUAUACUAUAUGGUAACAUCUCCCAAACUCCUCUCCUGGAUCAAAAAUGAAUCACUUCUGAAGUCCCUGCAGCCCUUUGCCAAGUGGCAUUACAUUGAGCGUGACCUUGCAAUAUUCAACAUUAACACUGAUGAUGACUACGUCCCGUGUCUCCAGGGGAUCACACGAGCUAGCUUCUGCAACGUUUAUCUAGAAUGGAUUCAACACUGUGCUCGGAAGAGACAAGAGCCUUCAAAGAGCCUGGACAGUGACGAGGACUCUCCCUUGGUGACUCUGUCCUUCGCCCUGUGCACCCUGGGGAGGAGAGCUCUGGGGACCGCCGCUCACAAUAUGGCCAUCAGGACUUUGUCUUGCAGCCUGGAUUCUUUCCUAUAUGGCCUCCAUGCCCUCUUCAAAGGUGACUUCAGAGUAACAGCACGUGAUGAGUGGGUAUUUGCUGACAUGGACCUACUGCAUAAAGUUGUUGCUCCAGCUAUCAGGAUGUCCCUGAAACUUCACCAGGACCAGUUCACUUGCCCCGACGAGUAUGAAGACCCAGUGGUCCUCUACGAGGCCAUCCAGUCCUUUGAGAAGAAGGUGGUCAUCUGCCACGAGGGUGACCCGGCCUGGCGGGGUGCAGUGCUGUCCAACAAGGAGGAGCUCCUCACCCUGCGGCAUGUGGUAGAUGAGGGCGCCGAUGAGUACAAGGUCCUCAUGCUCCACAGAAGCUUCCUGAGCUUCAAGGUGAUCAAGGUUAACAAAGAAUGUGUCCGAGGACUUUGGGCCGGGCAGCAGCAGGAGCUCAUAUUCCUUCGUAACCGCAAUCCAGAGCGUGGCAGCAUCCAGAACAAUAAGCAGGUCCUGCGGAAUCUGAUUAACUCUUCCUGCGAUCAGCCUUUGGGGUACCCUAUGUAUGUCUCCCCAUUAACCACAUCCUACCUAGGGACCCACAGGCAGCUGAAGAACGUCUGGGGUGGACCCAUCACUUUGGACAGAAUUAGGACCUGGUUCUGGACCAAGUGGGUAAGAAUGCGGAAGGAUUGCAAUGCCCGCCAGCACAGUGGCGGCAACAUUGAAGAUGUGGAUGGAGGAGGGGUCCCGACGACAGGUGGCAACAAUGCCCCGGGUGGUGGCAGCCAGGAGAGCAGCGCAGAACAUCCCAGAAAAAGUGGCUUCCAGCACGGGGUGUCAUCCUGUGAAGGGACACAGAGAACAGGUAGGAGGAAAGGCAGGAGCCAGUCUGUGCAGGCCCACUCAGUGCUAAGCCAAAGGCCGCCCAUGCUGAGCUCAUCUGGCCCUAACUUAGAGAGCCGCCAGCCAUUCCUCCAGACGUCCACCUCUGUGCACGAGCUGGCCCAGAGGCUCUCGGGCAGCCGGCUCUCCCUGCACACCUCGGCCACGUCCCUGCACUCUCAGCCCCCACCCGUCACCACCACAGGUCACCUGAGCGUCCGCGAGCGGGCCGAGGCCCUCAUCAGGUCCAGCCUGGGCUCCUCCACCAGCUCCACCCUGAGCUUCCUCUUCGGCAAGAGGAGCUUUUCCAGCGCACUCGUCAUUUCUGGACUCUCUGCUGCGGAGGGGGGCAAUACCAGUGACACCCAGUCAUCCAGCAGCGUCAAUAUCGUGAUGGGCCCCUCGGCCAGGGCUGCCAGCCAGGCCACUCGGCACCUCUCCGAGCCGUGUGAGCCCAACGACACCACUGAGCAGGGGCAGGUUCGUGACCCACGUCUGGCUGAGGCUGUGGCGGAGACUCUCAGGGUGGUCUGCAGGAGAGCAAGCCAGGAGGACAUGGGCCUGGACGACACAGCCUCCCAGCAAAGUGCGUCAGACGAGCAGUGACAGGCGCACAGCUGGCAGGGGGGAGGGGGGAGGUCGACGCCCCCACAGCUUCCACCUGUGCUGCUCUCCCCAAAUCACAACCACCCAACACUGCGAUCCAUGAGGGGCUCCUCCUGUGGAAAAGGAGAACUGUUCCAAAACACAGAACUUACCUCAGGUUUUUGAAUAAAAAACAAAAACACAACUCACAUAAUGGGGAAACAACGAAGAAGCCAAACUGAAGCUCCUCCCCGAGGCAUGGCGCCGCCCAGAGCAACACACCGUGGACGGCACCACACACGCUCCAGAAUCUGCAAUCUCAAACAAAAGCCAUUUACUAUCUUAAAACAACUAGAGUAAACAGAGCCAGGAAAUGAAUGCCCUGAAGAAAAUAAGACAACUGCAUGCUGUAUCAUUGGCACUUUAUACAUUACUGUUACCGUGAAAAAGGAAUGAACGGCAGCACAUCUGACGCCAUCAGCUAGGCAGAUGCAUUAGGCUUAAAUCUAAGUGUCAAGAAAACCCUAUUUCUUUAUCAUAUUUAUGCAGCUGUUAAGCAUAAUAUGGUGGCAGUUUCACAAGAACCGUGAUCAUGCAUGCAGUCAUGUCUCAAGUAUUCUGUGAAAAGCCAGGAUACGUUUGGAUGUGAGUUUAGAAAUCAAGUCCAUUUGGUGCAUGGAAAGCCACCUGAGUCACACGACGCUCCUCACUGUAGUCUAAGCGAUUUGUGGGCUGCCAGCGCCCUGUGGGCUUCACAGGGACAAGUGCUUGUUCUCCAAGCCCCGCAACCCACUGUCACAGAACACUAGUGCACACCUUUGUUUUUGAAAUUAAAAUGUUUAUAGUUA